CCUCGGGGCAUUCAACAUAACGUGCGCAGCCUCAAGCCAGUCUAAAAGUUGCCAGGCUUAUAUCAAAGGUGCAACACGAUGAAGAAUGGUAGCCAAAAUCCUCAGAAAGAUAAGGAGGAAUUAGCCGAAGGCGAGCAUCGAUCGAGGGAUUUCUCCCCGCCGAGCAGCGACACGGAAGCUGACGCUCGUCCUUUGUCUGAAGAUGGCACCAAAAGCUCCUCCAAUCUGCCAGCGGAUUCUCCUGGAACUUUAUCCACUGCCCCUGAAGCGUCUGCGGCAUCUUUGAGAUUAAAGCAACUCGAGCAAGAUGUCGUCUCGAAGACAUAUAACAGGGGUAACGCCAAACCCUCCCAGCCUGGCGCCGUCGCUGAAGGCGGUGCGUCCAAUCUUUCGCGACUGGAACAAGAAAUCGCCGCCAAGACACGAGGCACCGAUCGAUCGUCUAGUGGAGGGUCUGUCGGUCUGAUUCAACUGGAACAAGACGUUGCUGCCAAGGCGCGUGGCAGGAACACUACCGCUGCCACUAGACCGGGUGCAGCACCUUCGGGCGCAGCUGGCCUCUUGGAACUGGAGCGUGACGUCAUUGCCAAGUCGGUGCGUAAUUCGAAUACUUCGCAGCCUGGAGCUGUGAGUGAAUUGGAUGUAGUGAAUGGUGUGGGCGUGACAUCCGCCUCGACAGCUUUGAAUCAGCUAGAGCGGGACGUCAUAGCCAAGUCGAAGUCGUAUGAUGCACGAUCGAGCGCCAGCGUCGGCCUGCACCAGUUUGAGAACGAUAUUUUGGCAAAGAACCAGGUACGUCUACCAAAGGAGGCUAGUGCGAGUGCCGCCCAGUCGUUAGUUCAAAUGGAGAACAAUCUAGCGGCUAAGCUGAGUGCUUCGGGAGCGGCUGUCUCGCCUAGUAAUUUCACUUACUCGGGGAAAACGGACACACGCUCCAGGGCACUGAUGGCUCCAAACGCGCUGACGGCGAUGCAGCAGCUGGAGCACCAAAUUGCGCAAAAAUCAGAAGCGACUGGCGGUACCACCCCUCCCCCCGUUGGAGUCCUUAGCUCCGCUGUCCGAGGACCAAGUGUUCCAUCUACAGGAAGCGGUCGUCCACUUCGAGCUGAGUUUACUCCUGAUUUUUCAGCCUACGAUAUCCCCCCUCCAUUUUCUUAUGAAUCACAUCCCGUAGGAGAACACGCACCACCGGAUAUCCACGGCUUUCAUGGCACACAGUAUAGCCAAGAUAUUCCUGGUGCAGAAUCAGGCGGUAUUGAAGCAUUCGUUGCUGACAACGUCGUCGAAGCAGUGGGCGUUGCGGUCAUCAUGAGCGAAGAAGAGGAGGAGGCGGUUGGCCGCAAGCGUCGGAAAAGGUACCUUUGUUUCGGUGCACUCUUCUUGUUGUUACUGGUUGUUGCGAUUGUGGUAACAGUGGUUAUCAUUACGGGUCGGUCUAGUACUACUGUCCUAGAUUUGCCCCCCACUGCAGCACCGUCGAGCGCUCCGUCUUCGGCACCGUCAUUUGCCCCCACAACGGAUGGUGUACAGGCUUUGAUCUCGUGUCUGACGCCUGCAACAAGCAUCGAAACUUUUCAAGACCGUGCAUCGGCGCAAUAUCGAGCUGUCGAGUGGUUGACAAACACGGAUCCGUUUGUGCAGAUCAAUGGGCUUCAAUGUGACAGCCCCAAAUUUUUGCAGAGAUACGCAUUGGCGACCUUUUACUUCGCCCUUUCAGGAGAAGAAUGGGAAAUCUGUGGCCUUCAAAAUCCCGAAUGUACCAGCGACCCAGCUGACUUUGGAUGGCUCUCUACUCAAGACGAAUGCAAUUGGUACAAGGUUAGAUGCAACACUCUAGACAUGGUGGAAUCCAUCAAUUUCGCGGACAAUACCGCGGUCGAACGGGCACUGACGAUCCUGAAGGGUGCCAUUCCGAAGGAACUGCAGUACUUGACGGACAUGGUUCAAUUUGUUGUCGCCGACAUGCAGAUUGAAGAUUCCAUUCAGGAUAGUUUUUCUACUUGGUUGAAACUAGAGCGUCUGAUCUUGAGCAGAAACAAUUUUACGUCGAGCAUCCCAGACGAUAUUGCUAUCACUAAUCCGCUCUUGUCUGAUUUCCAAGUAAGUGACAACCAGCUUUCGGGUCGUCUUCCAGAUGGAUUGGUCAGCUUAUCAUUACAGGAUUUGAGACUGGAUGGCAAUAGAUUCACAGGAAGUCUACCAUCAUCUUUUGGGGAGAAUUCCGAAAGGUUGAACAACCUCGCAGUACAAAGGAAUCAAUUGGGUGGUCCUCUCCCCAGUUUGCUCUGGACGCUUCCAAACCUUAGAACCCUUGAUCUCAGUGAAAAUGCUUUCAGUGGUGAGGUACCGACCACGAUUGGAUUGAUGCAGAACUUACGCGUACUUCGUUUGCAUAGCACGCAGCUCGGAGGAGAAUUGCCAGCUGAGUUCUUUGGUAUUCCCAAUUUUUCGACACUAAACAUUGCCAAUUGUCGCUUCCGCGGAGCUCUUUCGGAGAACUUUAUCAAUUUUAACCAAACACUACAGGAAGUGAUCGUAGCGUUCAAUAACUUUACCGGUCCUAUACCCGUUGAAGCAUUCGAAGCCGCUCAAUUUCUUGAGGAGCUUAACCUACAGGGAAACCAGCUUUCAGGCGUUAUAUCCGAAGCACUGUGCAAUACAAGGGGAACGGCUUUUGGCCAACUAGCCUUUCUAAUUGUUGACUGCAACAUUGAUUGCAAUUGUUGUGAUCCGGUGUCGGAUUGUGGCUGAUGGUGCGACCUACCGUCGCUUUGACACAUGUUUAUGAUGAU
Messenger RNA from Phaeodactylum tricornutum CCAP 1055/1, 2792 nucleotides. RefSeq lists its product with no specific name. The transcript is spliced from 4 exons. The record is from RefSeq and is a predicted model, not a curated record. Gene Ontology annotation, molecular function: protein binding. Bases 79 to 2751 code for a protein of 890 amino acids. Lineage: Eukaryota; Bacillariophyta; Bacillariophyceae; Surirellales; Neidiaceae.